Messenger RNA from Ailuropoda melanoleuca (giant panda), 2420 nucleotides. It is a transcript of the gene BCAM, whose product is annotated as basal cell adhesion molecule (Lutheran blood group). NCBI's taxonomy places the organism in Eukaryota, Metazoa, Chordata, Mammalia, Carnivora, Ursidae. Gene Ontology annotation, cellular component: plasma membrane. The record is from RefSeq and is a predicted model, not a curated record. Gene Ontology annotation, molecular function: laminin receptor activity. The transcript has 15 exons. The coding region runs from base 68 to 1951 and encodes 627 amino acids.
CAGCCCCCGGGGCCGCCGAGCUGCAGCCCGGGCAGUCGCCGCCGCCGCCGCCGCUGCCACCGCGAACAUGGAGCCCCGGGACGGCCGGUCCCGGGCGCACAGGGCCCCUUGGCUGCUGGCGCUCGCGCUCCUGCUGGGGGCGCAGCCAGGUGCCCAGGCUGAGGAGCCCUCGUCUGAGUUCUCCCUGGUGGAGGUGAUGAAGGGGGAGCCUGUCGCCCUGAACUGCACUGCCUUGGGGGCCCACGACCAUUUUGUGCUGGAGUGGUUCCUGGCAGACCGCUCUGGGUUCCGCCACCGCCUGGCUUCGGCAGAGCGGCAGGGCUCCGAGCUCCAGGGCCGGGUGCACGACUCCCGGGGCCGCAGCCCCCCCUACCAGCUGGACUCCCGGGGCCGCCUGGUGCUGCCCGAGGCCCAGGUGGGCGACGAGCAGAACUACGUGUGCGUGGUGAGGGUGGGCGCGGCGAGCAUCGAGGCCACCACGGAGCUCCGCAUGUUCGCGAAACCGGAGGCCACGGAGGUCUUCCCCAACAAAGGGAUCCUGUCCGUGGUGGAUGACUCUACCCAGGAGAUCGCCACCUGCCACAGCCGCAACGGGAACCCCGCCCCCCAGAUCACGUGGUACCGGAACGGGCAGCGGCUCAGGGUGCCCAUGGAGGUGAACACAGAGGGCUACAUGACCAGCCGCACGGUCCGCGAGGCCUCGGGCCUGCAGUCCCUCACCAGCACCCUCUACCUGCGGCUCCGGAAGGCCGACCGGGACGCCAGCUUCCACUGCUCCGUGAGCUACCACCUGCCCGCCGGCCGGCGCGGCCGCCUGGACAGCCCCGCCUUCCACCUGACCCUGCACUACCCCACGGAGAACGUGGAUUUCUGGGUGGGCAGCCCGUCCACCACCGAGGGCUGGGUACGCGAGGGUGACUCUGUCCAGCUGUUUUGCCGCGGGGACGGCAAUCCCAGCAUGGAAUACAUAUUUUUCCGCCUUCAGGACAAGCAGGAGGACGUGCUGAAAACAAAUCUUGAGGGGAACUUGACCCUGGAGGGGGUUCAGCGGGGCCAGAGCGGGACCUACGGCUGCAGGGUCGAGGACUACGACGCCGCUGAGGACGCGGUGCUCUACAAAACCGCCGAGCUGCGCGUGGCCUACCUGGACCCCCUCGAGCUCAGCACCGGAGAGGAGCUUUCCUUACACUUGGGCAACAGCACCACCGUGAACUGCUCCGUGCGAGGGCUGCCCACCCCUGCCCUGCGCUGGACCAAGGACUUCGUCCCCCUGGGAAACGGCCCCACCCUCUCGCUGAGCUCCAUCACCUUCGACUCAGCGGGCACCUACGUCUGUGAGGCGUCCAUGCCCACAGUCCCCCUCCUCAGCCGCACCCAGAGCUUCAACCUGCUGGUCCAAGGGCCACCUCAGUUAAGCGCGGAAGAGACUCAGCCCCAGACAGAGGGCGGCUGGAGGGAAGGCGAAGAAGUCAGGCUGGUCUGCUCUGCCCGCGGUUACCCGGAGCCCAAACUCAGUUGGAGCCAAUUGGGCGGCAGUCCAGCAGAGCCAGCCCUCAGAGGGCAGGGCUGGGUGAGCAGCUCCUUGACCCUGAAGGUGACCAGUGCCCUGAGCAGAGAAGGGGUCUCCUGCGAGGCCUCCAAUGCCCACGGGAAGAAGCAGCACGUCUUCCACUUCGGCUCUGUGGCCCCCCAGACUGCGCAGGCCGGCGUGGCUGUCAUGGCCGUGGCCGUGAGCGUAGGCCUCCUGCUGCUUGUCGUUGCUGCCUUCUACUGCAUGAGACGCAAGGCUCGCCCCGGCUGCUGCCAGCGGGGGGAAAAGGGGGCUCCGCCACCUGGGGAGCCACAGCUGAGCCACUCAGGGUCAGAGCGGCCUGAGCAGACGGGCCUUCUCAUGGGAGGUGCCUCUGGAGGAGGCCGGCAUGGCAGCGGGGGCUUCGGAGAUGAGUGCUGAGCCCGAGGACCUCCAAGAGGCGCUACUGGACCUGACAUCAGAGAAUCAGCAUCAGAUAGCCAGCCCUGCGCACGCCUCCGCCUGCCCCCACCUUCCCUCUUCCCCCUCCGGCCCUCCCUUCCCUUCCUUCCUCUGCAGGCUGGGCAGGGACCUACAGCAGCCACUGCUUGCAGGGAGGGAGGGAGGCUGGGUAGGAGGGGACCUUCCUCCAGGGAAUGUGACUCUCCCAGGCCCCAGAAUAGCUCCUGGACCCAAGCCCAGGGCCUGGCCUGGGACAGGACGAGGCUCCAAGGCUCCGAGGGUCGGCUGGCCAGGGCGAUUUUUACCUCCUGCCUGCAUUGCUGGUCCCCCGCCCCACCUGACGUCCUACUGCAUAGUCUGACACUGGAUCCCCACCCCCUGCCCCUCCACCCCCCACCCCACCAUCUGUGGACACUGGAGUCUGGAAUAAAGGCUGUCUGUCACAUCA